Capsella rubella is the source of this 1477-nucleotide messenger RNA. RefSeq lists its product as uncharacterized. Lineage: Eukaryota; Viridiplantae; Streptophyta; Magnoliopsida; Brassicales; Brassicaceae. The record is from RefSeq and is a predicted model, not a curated record. The transcript has a single exon. The coding region runs from base 99 to 1250 and encodes 383 amino acids.
CAAGUCUGAGAAUUUUCUGUAGAAACAAAAACAAAAAAAAAAACUGAAUUUUUUCUAGCGAAACAAAAAAAGUUUCCGAUUCUGCAUAUGUUCUGAGGAUGCCAGCUACGGAUUUUCAAGGAUCAUUUGGAAGGUCGUUGCUUAGUUUACGGCGAGACCAAGUUGACUCAUCAGCCGUCGGCGGGAAUAGCAGCCACCACCACGAGCCAAGCAACAUGGAGGUUGAGCUUGAUUCGUUUCAGAGACAAGUCGCUGAGAAAUUCAUCGAUCUCAACGCCUCUUCCAACGAGCUUCUCUCUCUCGAAUGGAUCGGAAAGCUUCUUGAUUCUUUCCUCUGUUGUCAAGAAGAGUUUCGAGCUAUCGUCUUCAACCACCGUUCUCAGAUCUCUAAAUCUCCCAUGGACAGAUUGAUUUCUGAUUACUUCGACCGCAGCAUCAAAGCUCUCGAUGUCUGUAACGCUAUCCGCGACGGUAUCGAGCAGAUCCGUCAAUGGGAGAAACUCGCCGACAUCGUCAUCUCUGCUUUGGAUUGUCAACACCGCUCCAUCGGAGAAGGACAGCUCCGGCGAGCUAAGAAAUCUCUCGUUGAUUUAGCAAUCGGAAUGCUCGACGAGAAAGAUCAUCCUUCUGGGACCAAUCUAGCUCACCGGAACCGUUCGUUCGGAAGAGUCAAAGACAGUCACCACCGCUCGAUUGGUCAUUUCAGAUCUCUUUCUUGGAGUGUUUCAAGAUCAUGGUCAGCUUCUAAGCAGUUACAAGCUCUAGCUAAUAACUUAGCAACGCCUCGACCAAACGACAUUCUUGCGAGCAAUGGUUUGGCUGUACCGGUUUACACAAUGACUUCGGUUUUGCUUUUUGUGAUGUGGGUUUUGGUAGCUGCGAUUCCUUGUCAAGACCGUGGAUUGCAAGUUAACUUCUUUGUGCCUAGGCAUUUCCAAUGGGCAGCUCCGGUUAUGUCGUUGCACGAUAAGAUUGUUGAGGAAUCUAAGAGAAGAGAUAGGAAGAAUUGUUGCGGUUUGCUCAAGGAGAUUGAUAGGAUUGAGAAGAGUUCGAGGUUGAUGAAUGAAUUGAUCGAUUCGAUUCAUCUCCCGUUGAAUGAUCAGAAGGAAGUUGAGGUAAAACAGAGAGUUGAUGAGCUUGUUCAGGUUCGUGAAGCUUUGAGAAAUGGUUUGGAUCCGUUUGAGAGGAAAGUUAGAGAAGUUUUUCAUCGGAUUGUGAGAAGCAGAACCGAGAGUCUUGAUUCUCUUUGAUCUUUUUUGAACAUGUUUGUCCGAAUAUGAUGAUGAUGCUUCAUACUUGGAUUCUUUUUUUUUUCUUUUCUAAUUAUCUUUUUUGAUCACAUGUAAAAAUAGAACUCAAAGAGUGUAGAAGCUAUCUUCUUAUCUCUUUGUGAUGCUAAUGGUGAUGAUAUUUUCUUUUGUUUAGUACCAAAUACUAAAUUGAGGUUCCUGAAUGACUCAUUUAUCGAACUUGUACG